Messenger RNA from Candoia aspera, 1636 nucleotides. It is a transcript of the gene MSC, whose product is annotated as musculin. Gene Ontology annotation, biological process: skeletal muscle tissue development; regulation of transcription by RNA polymerase II. Bases 96 to 734 code for a protein of 212 amino acids. The transcript is spliced from 2 exons. The record is from RefSeq and is a predicted model, not a curated record. NCBI's taxonomy places the organism in Eukaryota, Metazoa, Chordata, Lepidosauria, Squamata, Candoiidae. Gene Ontology annotation, molecular function: RNA polymerase II transcription regulatory region sequence-specific DNA binding; protein dimerization activity; DNA-binding transcription factor activity, RNA polymerase II-specific.
AGAACCACCGCAAGCCGUCGUGGAGCUCCUCUUAGGAAGGGCGAGGGCGGGCGCCUUCUGGCUGGCGCCCGUCUUUAGCGCCCGGGGGCUGGGUCAUGCCUACGGGCUCCCUGAGGGGCUCCGAGGAGCUGCCGGAGCCUCAGAUGGACCUGAGGGAGCUGCAGCUGGAAUACCGGGCGCCGGCCCGCUCUAAGCGGCGUCCCCGAGGUGAAACGUGCCUUUCGGUGGAUAAUUCCUCCGCUGCGGAAGAGGAAGAAGAAGAGGAGGAAGACGACGAGGAGGAGGACGAGGAGGACGAGGAAGACGAGGAGGCUGUGGCGAGCAAAAAGAAGCGCACGAAGGGAGCCUCCGGGACCGGGGAAGGCGGCGGAGUUAAAAGGCAACCGGCGGCGGGCCGGAGCGCGGCGGCCGCAACCCCGGAGUGCAAGCAGUCGCAGCGCAACGCGGCCAACGCGCGCGAGCGAGCCCGCAUGCGCGUGCUGAGCAAAGCCUUCUCGCGCCUGAAAACCAGCCUGCCCUGGGUGCCUCCGGACACCAAGCUCUCCAAGCUGGAUACGUUGCGCCUGGCCUCCAGCUACAUCGCCCACCUCCGGCAGUUGCUGCAGGACGACUGCUACGAGAAGGGCUACGUGCAUCCGGUCAACCUGACUUGGCCGUUUGUGGUUUCAGGAAGACCAGAAUCUGACACCAAAGAUGUCUCAACAGCCAACAGAUUAUGCGGAACUACAGCUUAGUUAAAGUAAACAGUGCUCUCACGGGGUGUGUUUACCAACUACUUUGACUUCUACGGACCAAAACAAACUGAAAUGAUGAAAAGUAACUACAUUGUGUGUCUAAAUUCUCUGCUUGUUCACUUGGAAAGAAAACUGCACUUAAAAUAUAGUAUGAAGUAGGAAAGAGAGUUCACUGAACUUCAGUUACAAUGGUGGGUUUAAAAAGUCUAGGCAUUUUUUUGCAUCAUUUUCUAAAGAACUAUUCUAAAACUUUUUGACUAACAGAAGACAUACAGGAGGACAACUGUUAAAAUUAAUAGCAUGAUCCCAAUGGUAGGUUGUAUGAAGUAAUCCCAAGCAGUGUUAUUUGUAUACCAAAGGAAAAUAAUAUUCUAGACUAGUCCUUAAUGCAAAUUUAUAAUAUAUUUGAUCUUAUGUUCUUGGCAGCUAUGCAAUAGUAAGACUACUUCUGUCACCUUAGACAGUUUCUUUUUAAAAUCAAAGACAAAAAGAUUGUAUCUGGUUGCUCCUUCACAGCCUGUUUCACAAAAGCAUUAAAUCAGAUUACUUGUGUUUAAGACAAGCAUACAUUUCAAUAAAUUGUUGGGAACUAAAUUUGCCAGGUAUUUAGUAGGUCAUGGAUCAAAGUCAAAGGUACAUUCUUGUUGAACUAACUGAUUCUACUUCUGUACUGUAGUACAGAGAAGGAUAUGUGAGGUUGCUUUAACCUGAAAUAAGAAGCUUCUUUAUUUGAAUCCAGGGGAGUUGGAUUCAAGAGUUGGAUAAAAGUUGGCCUUUUAUACUACAAGUGUUUUCUCUCAAGCUUUUCUGGUCCUAUGGAAUAUUAACCUUUAUACUGUUCUGUUUGCAAAUGUCGCAAUCAAUAUUUCAAAUGUAAAUAAUUAUAUUUUUAUACAUUAUAU